Molecule: messenger RNA, 2512 nt
Organism: Panonychus citri (citrus red mite)
Lineage: Eukaryota; Metazoa; Arthropoda; Arachnida; Trombidiformes; Tetranychidae
Product: homeobox protein Hox-A7-like
Exons: 2
Coding region: 1104-1787 (227 amino acids)
Biological process (GO): cell differentiation; regulation of transcription by RNA polymerase II
Molecular function (GO): RNA polymerase II cis-regulatory region sequence-specific DNA binding; DNA-binding transcription factor activity, RNA polymerase II-specific
Source: RefSeq, a predicted model, not a curated record
UGAGAAGAUGAUCAUUAUCAUCUUAAUCAUCUUUUCCGGAUUUCGAUUAAAUUAAACAACAAUCAACUAAUAACCUGGAAAACGCAACAACAUAAACUGCGAAUCGUGAAAAUAUUAUCAUGUUCAAUUAUGAUUCUAAUUAAUUUCUGAUUGCUAUUUGUCUCUUUCUCUUAUAAAAAUUAAAAGGUCAAUCAUUAAUUGUGAUUAGUUAUCAUCAACAAUUUAGGUAUAAAUAUAUUACAAUUAAAUGAAAUGAUUCUCAAUGAACUGGAUUAAGAUUCAGAUAAAAAAAGCAACACUGACCUUGUAUCAUUUUCCUUCCGAUUAAACUAAUUUUUUUUCUUAAUUGUUGUUGUUGAUUGUUUUGUUUUGGUAUUCAGUUAAUUCAGUUAAUUCAGUUUUCAACAAUUUGACCUGUUUUGCUAAUUGUUGGAUAACAAUUUAUUGAUUGAUUAGGUCAAGAAAUUGAUUCUCAUCGUUUAUUAUACAAGCUAAUGUAUAAAUCAUCAUAAUUAAUUAUAUGUUUCAAUUGAAAUGUUUAGUUAAUUUUAUUUCUUGUUGAUUGUUGGUUCAUUCAUUUUAAUGAUCAUCCUUGAUUGUUGGCUUAUGUAGCUUAAUUGUUAACUCUCAAAAUAAUCUAUAUUUAUACCUUAAGAUACUUUAAUAUAAUUACAAUUUAAAUAUAAUCAUUAAUCGAGAUGAUUGACCGUUAAUUGUUUGGACAAUCAACUAAUAUAUGAUUAAUUGUGACCCUUUUUUGUUGUGUCUCAUAAUCAAAUCUAAAUUGUUGUUAGAAAAGGGAAAAGGAAAUGGAUUAAUUGUUGUCAAUUGUUAAUCAAUGUUGGCUAAUUGUCUCCUCCUUUAUAAAUCACACUCUAUGUUAAUUAAUACUCAAAUUUAAUUGAUUGGUUCAUAUCCGCAAUUAGGGAAACAAAAAGGAAGCCCUUUGUUAAUUAGAUAAUUGUUUUCUUCGUGUCAGUUUAACUUCAAUACAGUUAACUAACAAUUAACUUUCUUCGGGAAUAUUAAAAUUUUGUUUAAUUGUUUUCUGAUACCAAAAGUGAUUAACUAAUUUGAUUUCUUCUUCUUUAUUAACAAUUAACAUGGUUAAUUGUUCAGAGAAACAAAUUUCAAGAAGAUACAAUUCAUUUAUGAUUAGUGAUAUUCUUGAAAUUUUUGAUCAAUCAAAUGAUUCCGACUCAGAAUUUGAAGAUGAUUUAAUUAAAGAUUCAUCUGAUUUCCAAUCAAUCAAUUACUCAUCAUCAGAACAAUCAACUAAUAGUAAUUAUCAAUUUGGAUUGAUAAACAAUAAUAUCGAUCAAGAAGUUAAUUGUGAUAGAAAUCAAUUGAUUAAAACUUUCAAUUCAAAUUGUUCAACCAAAGGAUCAACAACUAAAUAUUGUUCUGAAUUAACUUUUAAUUCUCGUCAUUCUCAAAUUUACUUUGAAAUACAAUUAAGACGUAAAUUAAUGUUACAAUCAAAGCCUCGGAAAGGUGGACAGAUUAGAUUCACUCAUCAACAAACUGUUUCCCUGGAGGAGAAAUUUAAUUGUUACAAUUAUCUUAAUUCAUCUGAUCGUCGUUUAUUGGCUCAACAAUUAAAUUUAACAGAGAGACAAGUGAAAACCUGGUUCCAGAAUAGGCGAGCAAAGGACCGACGAUUAAAGUCAAUUAAUCAGUCUAAUUGUGACAAUCAACUUGACAAAAGUAACAAUUUAACUGUCAACCUAAAAAUGAACAGUAAUCAUUAUUUUCACCCUUGGAGUGAUGAUGAUCAAUCUGAUUGAACAAUUAAAUGAACAACAAUUUACAAAUCAAAUUUGUCUUUGAUUAUUUUCAAAUCAUUUGCAACAAAUUAAAUUUUUCAUUAGCAAUUUAAUUUAAAUCGUUGGUAAUUUUUAUCAAUGUAAAAACAUAAGGAAAUGAGAUCCUAAUUGAUUAACUGUUAAUUGAUUGUUUAACAAUCCUAGAUGGUAACAAAAAUUAGGUUAAUCUAAUAUCACAACAAUUAAAUUUAAACAGGAAACUCUUAUCAAUUUAAAUUAACAAACAAUAGGAAAUAGUUUUAUAAAUCAACUUUAGUAAUUAAAACGGGAAAUGAAAUAUUUAAAUUGUUAUUGAUUAUCUUGAGAUGAUCAUUGAGUAUUACAAACAAUUUGAAUCACUAAUUGUCACUAAUCAUUGGAAAAAUCAAAAGAAAAUAAAUUGUUUAUUAAAUUCAAUUUAUCUCAACCCGGAUUGUUAAAUAAUCAAAAUGAUUAACCAACUUAAAUGAGUUCAGAAAAAGUAAAAAAAAAGGUAACCGAUAUUUAAUUGUGAUUAAGGGAAUCACAAUUAAUUGUUAAUCAGGCUAACCUGAUAUCAUUGAUGACAUUAAAAAGUUUUUUAUUAAUCUGAUUACCACGAGAAAUUAAAUCAUGUUCAAUUAAAUCAAGUUUGAAAUGUGAUUGUUAAUCAUCAUCAAGUUAACUGUUUACCAGUUUCAUUUAGUUUUGAUUUGAUUUGAUUUGUU